AUGGCACCAGUCGUAUAUCUUGUCUCCGGAGCCAACCGCGGCCUCGGUUUUGGCAUCGUCGCUGCCUUGGUGGCUCGGGAUAACGUCGUGGUUUUUGCCGGCGUGCGCAAUCCAUCGUCUGCGGACGCGCUCACGAACCUAGGAGCAAAACAUCCGGGGAAGCUGCACAUCGUGCAGCUUACAUCCGCUGACAAGGCGGACAACGAACGCGCUGUUGCUGAGAUCACGGCCAAGGUCGGACGCCUCGACGCGGUCAUCGCCAACGCCGGCAUCUUGAGCUGGGUCGGACCGAGCGUUGAAGCGCCCGUGAACGAAGUUGCGCGUCAUUUUGAGGUCAACGCCAUAGGCCCUCUGGUGCUGUUCCAGGCAACGUUCCCGCUCUUGAAAGCCAGCACCGCCAGUCCGAAGUUCGCCAUCAUAUCCUCCCUGGGCGGAAGCAUAACCGUAGGAACGGAGAUCCCGUUCGGCUUCCUACCAUAUGGAAUGUCGAAAGCCGCGGUGAACUAUGUCGCCAAGAAGCUGCACGUCGAAUACGCCAACGACGGUCUAGUCUCGUUCUCUAUCGAACCCGGUCCGACGAUGACGGACAUGCUAACAGCCCUCGAUGGCGGUUCAUUCGUUCCGCCUGAUAUUCUGCCUCCCGAUGAAGUGGGACGAAGGAUCGCCAAGCUUGUCGAGGAAGCGACGCGUGAGAACGCGAGUGGGCAGUUCAUAGAGCAUACCGGUAAGAAGAUCGAGUGGUGAAUAUUGUGUAGAGUUAUUGAGCAAUGUGGCGAAACUGUACGAG
This is a messenger RNA of Punctularia strigosozonata HHB-11173 SS5, 787 nucleotides long. RefSeq names its product NAD(P)-binding protein. The record is from RefSeq and is a predicted model, not a curated record. Gene Ontology annotation, molecular function: oxidoreductase activity. Bases 1 to 744 code for a protein of 247 amino acids. The transcript is spliced from 6 exons. NCBI's taxonomy places the organism in Eukaryota, Fungi, Basidiomycota, Agaricomycetes, Corticiales, Punctulariaceae.